GGGAAAGGACCAAUGGUCCAUGGAGAACAAAAUGGAAGAAAAACAAUUAAGACAACGGGAAAGUCGAGUAAGAGUAAGACAAAGGAAAGAUAGCCGGACAGGGAAAGGACCAAUGGUCCAUGGAGAACAAAAUGGAAGAAAAACAUAAAAAGAAAGGAAAAUUAAAGCAGAGCUCGUCGAUCCAAAUAUCCAACCUCACAAAGCCAGAACGGCAGAACCCUACUCAAAGUUUAUACUCUAUACCCUACUCGAAACAAAGCAAGAAAACAGAGCAAACGGCAAAUGCAAGAAACAAAAAAAGCUGCAUAGGUCCAAGGCCGCAGCAGCAAACAGAGAUUGGAUUAUGAAGGCUCCAGACUGAAAGUGAUUCUAGCAAAAGCUUCAUCCUGCAGUUCAGACCAACGCUACUUCCCGAAGACGCAGAGCCAGACAGGAACAAGCCAGCAAUCAUCGGAGCAAACCAGCACACCUUUAGACCCCAUCAAACACCUCCAUUAUGAAAGCUCCAAGCUGAAAGUGAUUCUAGCAAAAGCUUCAUCUUGCCGUUCAGACCAACGCUUCUUCCUGAAGACGCAAAUCACAACAGGAACAGACCAGCAAUCAUAGGAGCAAACCAACACACCUUUAGACCCCAUCAAAAACCUCCAGCUUCACUUGACAAGAUCUCCGAAUCAAUCCAAAGGAAAUGCUGCAGAUUCUGGUGUUUACUACUCCAUAAUGCUGGAUUGGAUACCCAAAGUAGAGGAUUGGCUGCCUGGGUUGAGGUUGCUCAAAAAGCAACUAGGUCAACAAAGCAUGUCUAGGAGCGGGAAGGCAUACCACAUAGUCAGGUUCGUUCUUCUGAACAGGUGGCUUUGGAUGGCUAUUGGUAUCUUAUGAGAUAUUGUGGGUCUUUAUCUAUUUCAGACUCAGACUUCCAUACCUAAAUCCCAAAAACCUCUAGUUACCUGUAUGUUUUGGGCUGCAUUGCUUGUUUGUACGAUCCUUCCCACCCUCAACCUUUGCACGAGUUGCAUGGACAUUGUCCUUGACUUCCACUGGAUUUUCCUAGUUCCUGUUUUCAUUGCUCUAGCGAUAUUGGCUAUAUUAGUUGAUACGUUAACUUCUACUCGUUAGUGGUGGUUCAAAGCUAUCAAUCCAAACACCAUUUCGGAUUUGCUUUCACUUGGUUCUGGUAAGUUUUCAUUUUUUACCCGCUACUUUUGGUUUAAUGCUUUCCUUUCAAGCCUCGGUAGCUUUGCUGUUUUAGUUUGUUAGAUAGAGAUAGAGUCCGAGUUGUGUAUAUAUACUGUUUUACAGCUUUCUAAAUAAAACUGUAAGUUUACGUCAUUGAGUUUUAUCAUUGUGGUAUAAAAGCUCUUUGCAAGCUGUAACCAAACUUAGUUAAGUGUGCAUGGCUGUGUGAGUGUGAGUAAGAGUAAAUUUGCAGAACAGAGUUAGAUCUUUGGGUGGGAAGCACGAGUGUACUGGAACGGAUCUGCAAGAGGGGGAAACACAUCGGGUGAGUGUAAACAGAGAAUUGUGAGUGUGAGAAAUAAAAUGAGCGAGUCUAGUAGUUUUGCAAAAGUGUGCAUACUGAAAUUUGAUAGAGACUUUGAGCAGUGGAGUCUUAUCAUGGAGAACCUUCUUCGGUCAAAGGAGUAUUGGCAAGUGGUGAGUGAUGGAUUCAGGGAACAAGGACAAGGAGAGGAGUUGUCAGCAGUUGAAACAAAGAAGCUAAAUGAUUUGAUGGUAUAAUGUAAUGGUGAUGUCUGGUGGUAUGAUGGGAGAAGAUGGAGGUUCUUGGUAUCUUGAACAAGGUGGGAAAGAAGAGAGAGGGAUGGAAGCAAUAAAUAUGGAAUUACAGUAUGUUAAGAGUUUCAGUUUAUAUAGUGAACUGAUGAUGAAUGUUUAUGCAAAGCAGCCACAAAUCCUUGUGGUUGCAGGGGACGAAAAUAAGAACAUGCUAGCUUAGAAGAAGGAAGUUGUUAGUAGUUGGGUACUGACACGAAAGAAUAUGGAGCAAGACCAACCUCCUCAGUUGUCAAAAACUGAGGACAAUUGUCUUACCUGUCUAUAUGCAGAAGAAUUAACUCGUGGGGAAGUAUAUGCACCUCAAUUUAGUGCAAUGUUGUCUCAAAAUGAAGAAGCAGUUGCAGUGGAGACUAAUGUGCUUGGGAUUCAUGAUGUGAAUUCAUUGGCAUCCAAACCAGGAUAAAUGUGACCAGCAUAAAGUGGCAGCACAUUUAUCCUGUUUUAGGAGCUAAAGGGGUAGGUGUCAAGAAAAAUACUGAAGUGAAGCAACCACAAGAUUCUGGGGUUGCAGGGGAAGAAAAGAAGAGGUACAACAUGGUUUUCGGAGCUAGGUUGGGGAACGCUACAGAAUUCAAGCAGAUGGCUGGUAUCUUGCUUUAUAUUCUUAGCAUGUACUUGGAUAGAUCAACCAUUACUAAAUUGUAUGGUCAAAUCAGUGUUCAUGUGUUGGUGGUCAAGACAGCGUUCAAAAGUAUCCUGGGCUCUAGUAUUCAGUAUGAAGGAGGCCAAAAGGACAAUUAUUAUGCUUGGCUUACAGUUUGUUUGGUCAGUCUAAAAGUUGGUUUUGCAGUUGUUGUGUUGCUUGCAUCAAGAAUUCAAUAACUUACUUUGGAGCUGGUUUUGACGUGAUGAAGACUGGCUAUGGCUAUAUUAAAGUUGUGUUUGAGGAAUUUAAAGCAUGUUGUGAGUCUUUAAUAUCAGGGGUUGUAUCAUAUUUUCUCAAGAAACAACAAGCAAUCACAUUGAUUGCAGUUGAGGGUGAACUUGUGGGAGACUUUGACUGUACUACUCAGAGCUUUUGGCUUCAAAGAGUUCUAGACGAGUUGAAAUGGAAGGCUGGUGUGAGGGGAGAAAUAGAAAUUCACAACCAUGUUUUGAAUGGAGAAAGCGGAUGUAUGAAUGCAAAUCUUCGAUUUCUAAGGAGCUCGGAUAAGUAAAGAUUUGUGCAACUUGAGCUUCAUGGGGCUUAAAAUAAGGUGGUUGAUAUCUUGAAAAGGCUGUCAAGUUGGAUGCAUUUGAAGAGUUGGGAUGGAAGCCUAGAGUGAGUGAGCUGACUGCUGAAAUUUCUGAAAUUGCAGCUACUGUUGUUGUUGCAGAUUAAACUGAAGUUCGAAACACUUCAGUUUAGGGGAGGCAUUGUUGAAUAAGUAAUCACAUGAGUGAUCACGUGAGUUCUAGUGAGAGUUGGCCAUUUUGGGUUUUGAGUUGUGGUUAAUUAAUUCUGCCGUUUAAGCUAGUGGUGUCGCAGGAACGUGAGUGAGCUGGUAGUUGUGUGUGGACGAAUUUAGUGUUGAGAUAGAGUCCGAGUUGGGUAUAUAUACUGUUUUACAGCUUUCUAAAUACAACUGUCGUUUGCCUCAUUGACUUUUAUCAUGUUUUGUGAUGAAAAUUUGGCCAUAUGCUUACUUUGUCUUGAUUGCCUAUAUGUUUUCAAUGCGGUUACAGUUAGCCUUUGAAGAUUUUCCAAAAUCAAAGACCUACUUGCACAUUUGAAUUCAUUGAAAACGUGGGGGUAUACAGCUUUGGUGCUGCUAGCUCUUGGUUUAAUGAUGUGGUUCGAUAGUAUGAAGAAAGAGCAAGCCAAGGAGGAAUUAGAAGAGGAAGAAAGAGAAAGGGAAGCUAGGGCGGCUCAAGAACGGCAUGAUGUUGAGAACCAGAUUCUAACCGGUAAUGAAGCGCCAGGUGUACGUGGAGCGGUGCAUGGGUCAAGGACUGGUGAUUUUAUGAAAGAAGCAAGAGAUGCAGAAAAGAAGGAAUGGAGGAAAGUAAUGGAAACAACAUCAGUAACAUCUACUUCUACAGCCAACGAGUUCACAUAAAUAACAGAGUUUCCAGAAGAACAAAGACAGAAAGAAUGG
This is a messenger RNA of Linum trigynum, 3872 nucleotides long. The record is from the annotation of a GenBank genome assembly. NCBI's taxonomy places the organism in Eukaryota, Viridiplantae, Streptophyta, Magnoliopsida, Malpighiales, Linaceae.